This is a messenger RNA of Fusarium coffeatum, 1032 nucleotides long. RefSeq lists its product as uncharacterized. The coding region runs from base 1 to 1032 and encodes 343 amino acids. The record is from RefSeq and is a predicted model, not a curated record. Gene Ontology annotation, cellular component: membrane. Lineage: Eukaryota; Fungi; Ascomycota; Sordariomycetes; Hypocreales; Nectriaceae. The transcript is spliced from 3 exons.
AUGUCCACCCAUAGAUACAACUCAUGGUUGAAGACCAAGAAGAAGGGUGAACUAGAGACCCUUGCAGAGUCUGUCGGUCUACUUGAAUUCGACGGUUUCAAGAAGGACGACCUCGGCGUAGCUCUUGACAACUACCUUACCGAGAACUCGUCGCGUUUUCUCGCCAACCCAGACCUCGCUGGCUACUUCAACAGUCGCUCCAAGGCUCAAGGAUCACCGGUCAAGAAGGAAAUCUUCCGUGAGGAUGGCCUGAAGGUAGUACGGCGACGGCCCUCCAAGGCCGUGGAAGAGGAAUCGCUUGACGACAGGAGCGACGAUGCUUCUUCUCCCAUAGCUACAUCUACCGCGCUCGUUGAAACUCCUGGUCGUGCUUUGGCUCAAGUCGCGUCGAGCAUUGCGCUACCUGCAACCCCCGCUGACGUAGCUCUGGCUGUUGAUCGCUCGACCAGCAUCGUGCGCCAACGCGUCUCGUCAAUGUACGAGGAUAGUGGCAUCACUGAAGUUAGCCAUGCGACGCGCGACACGCUUAGUACCGUCACAAGCAUCCUCUUCUGUGUCGCAGGCUGGGAACUAUGGAAUGUCCGUCGCGAAAUUCUGAGCAAUGUUUACGCCUUCACGAUUCCCGCCAUCGGCGCUCUUGGCACACCCGACUACCCUGUCUACGUUCCUGACAUGUUCCUGCUUCUCAGCUCCAGCUUCUGGUCGCCUGCCUUGACAUGGCUUCUGACCAGCGUUGUCAUCCCGUCAUUUGCUGGCUACUUUUUCAAUCUCAGCGCCACGAGCCCUCCCGCCUCGCGUGGUCGCCCUCGUCCAAACCAUGCCGACUAUGUCGUGGACCCUCUGACUUUCAGUAUUGUCAAGGCCCUUAUCUCAUUCGUUGUUUACGGUCAGAACGUUAACUUUGGUGGCCUUCUCAAUGACCUUUCCAUUGAGCGUCUCGACAGGGCCGUUUAUGGUGGCUACAAAGGCAUCUUGACCGGAACUGCCAUCACUGGCUUAGUCAGCAUUUACGAUGCCGUUCUGAGGAAGUGA